GCCCGCCGCUGCCAUCCCCGCCCCCGUCAUCUCCCCUCUGCGGCCACCCGGUACUAGAAGCAGCCCCGGGCGGCGGUGCGACGGUCCCCGCCAUGUCUGCAGCCAUGAGGCAGAGGUUCGACCAAUUCCUGCACCAGAAAAACUACCUGACUGACAUCUUGGCCAAGAUCGAGGCCAAGACCGGCGUGAACCGGAGCUACAUAGCGCUAGGUGUCAUCGGGCUGGUGGCCUUGUACCUGGUGUUUGGUUAUGGAGCCUCUCUCCUCUGCAAUCUGAUAGGAUUUGGCUACCCAGCCUACGUCUCAAUUAAAGCCAUAGAGAGUCCCAACAAAGAAGAUGAUACCCAGUGGCUGACCUACUGGGUAGUGUAUGGUGUGUUCAGCAUUGCCGAAUUCUUCUCUGACCUCUUCCUGUCAUGGUUCCCCUUCUACUACAUGCUGAAGUGCGGCUUCCUGCUGUGGUGCAUGGCUCCCAGCCCCGCCAACGGAGCAGACCUGCUCUACCAGCGCAUCAUCCGGCCCUUCUUCCUGAAGCACGAAUCUCAGGUAGACAAUGUGGUGAGUGACUUGAAGGACAAAGCCAAAGAGACGGCGGAUGCCAUCACUAAGGAAGCCAAGAAAGCCGCCGUGAAUUUAUUGGGUGAGGAGAAGAAGAGCACCUAAACCACUGACUGGAUGAAAGCUUCCUGCCCUCCCUGUACCUUCCUAUUAGAGCUCGAUGUUAUAUUAGGAACUGUGGUAAAAUAAUUUGAAUAAUGUUGCCUUGGAAACAUUUUUGAUAUAUAUAAAAAAAGGAAUAUGUUGUAAGAUUUUUUGCUUACUUUUACUGUCUAUAUACAUAGGGACAGUGUCCAAGUUUUUGGAAAGUAGAUUUUGCCUCUGGGUAGGAAAAGACUUAUGUUACCAUGUAGGAAAUAUGAACUUCAAAUUAAAUUAUAAUAUCCCAUGGGCCUUGUACUUGAGUAGGCUUUCUGCAUGCAUUUUCUCUGUACUUAUAUUUUAGGACACUCUUUCGGUUCUACUUCAUGUAAUGUGCAGUUUUGUAUUAAAUGUUUUAAUGUAUCUGUGCGUACACACACAUGUGGGGAAUGUUCCUGCGUGCAGAUGCGUGCAGAUGCCCACGGGGAGUGCCUGCCAAAGGCUGAAGACUCCCUUGUGCUGGUGUGAUCUGCCCAGUAGCACUCCAGAAAUUGAACACCAGUGAGUCAUGUUUCAAAUGAACAGUUAUCAUGUUUCAAAUGAACAGUUAAUUGAUAAAUGAGGCAGAACGGAGGUUGGCCUGGUUGCGUUCCUAACACCAUAGCAGCUGAAUACCAGAACAGCUUUGUAAAGCAGUCGUUUGAGUGGCAGAUGGGGAAAUGUACACACACAUUACCGCUCCCAAUUCGGUAGAACUAGUACCAUUGUCUUGUAGCUUUUUAAAAACUGGCUGAUAAGCUUGAUAUUCGUCUGCUUUUAAGAUGCUAUAGUGGAAACCAUCCCCUGUUUCACCUUCAUAGCCAAGCAACAUGUUGGUUUAGUCUUCUUUCUUUCCCAGGCUCUUUUUAAACAGUUUAAGGAACAUCCAGAGACUUCCCCACCUCUUGUUAUAUGUACAUUCUUGUUUAUAUUGUUAGCAACUAGAGGCUAAGGAUGUCACCAGGCUCGAAGAGCCAUUCUGGGAGAGGAAAGGAAGGACGACACGCCCCAUCAUCUGGCUGGCAGUGGCUAAGCCAAACUGCCUUCACCUUCUUUCCCUGGCCUGUAAGGUCCAGCACCAGAGGCUUCCCUAGUUUACAAGUCAGAAUCAUUUGUAGUCCAUUUCCAUGCCUGCAUCUCCAUGCUUUGUUUUGAUAAUCUGCAUAUAAUGUCACUAGCCUGAUUGGCCAAAUAGCUUAUAGGGAUCUUGACAACUUGUCUGUACUGGAGAAUUGGAGCUUUAUAUCAGCCAUACUACUAGGAUCCUUCUGAAUUGGACUAUACUGACUAAAACAAGAGUAUAACAAAUAACAUAAUUAAAUAUCCAGGCCUGUAUAUUACUUUUUAAAGCAAAUAAAGAUGAUUUGUUGUCUUGCAGAUAACAAUUAGGUAAAAUCGUAAUGAUGUUUUAUGAUGUAAAAAAUAUCACACCUAUGAAAAAUCAGGGACAGUAUCACCCAAAUAUUAUAAUAAUAUGGAUGAGGACAUUUAUUUUUUUCAGUGGGGGAGUGUGAUGAUGAUAAGGCAGCUUAUUAAACUUUAUUUUAAAAAAUCAAAACUUUAUUUUGUCUUUUUGAGGGUCGCACUCACGGCGUAUGGAGGUUCCCAGGCUAGGGGUCUAAUCGGAGCUGUAGCUGCUGACCUACACCACAGCCACAGCAACGCAGGAUCCAAGUCGAGUCUCCAACCUACCACAGCUCGCGGCAAUACCUGAUUCUCAACCCACUGAGCGAGGCCAGGGAUCUAACCCAAAACCUCAUGGUUCCUAGUCAGAUUUGUUUCUGCUGCACCAUGACAGGAACUCCAUAAAAAAUAAAAAUCAAAACUUUAGAAAGCAAACAGAAUUAGUUGUUAUUAGAAGAAUAUCAAGCCUUAGAUUAAAGGGGGAAGAAAAAAGGACCUCUAGGAAUAGUUAAAUCCCUUUCCCCAUAAAAAAUUCGUUUCUUGAUGUGAAAAAGUAUAAAAAUUAGCAACUUCUGGCAUGGAGAAUAUAUAGUCAGAUUGAUAGUAUACAAAAUAUGUAACUUUUUGUAUACAAAAUAUCGGGCAAGAUGGGGAAGCAAAAAUUUACUGUUACUCUUAACUACUUACAGCCUAAUAAUCAGUUUAAAAACUACUAUAGAAAGAAAAUUAUGAAUGCAGUUUUUUUUUUUUUUCUAAAUCACCAUAGCUUUCUCUUACAGUGCAUUCUCUAGGAAAUUUUACCUUUUUUUGGCAGUCAUAAUGUACAUAAUAUUAAUGACAGAAGUUAUGAGUUGAAUAAUUCUAUCUCAGUUUAGAUUUCCCAAAUAAUAUAUUGCCAUGGCUAGAGUAUUUGAAAAACUAAUUGAGCCUGUGUCUAGCUAUAAGACAAGCAAUUAUUUGUACACAAGUACUGUACUGGGGAUAUGUAAAGUUAAAGAAUGCCUACAAUAAUUCUUCUCCUGCUUAAAAGCUUCUGAUUGACAGGCACUGCUGCUCCAGGGAGUCUUCUGUCUACAGCCUGAAGGAAAUGAGCAUAGCCUUUAAAAGUUACCCCCUCUUGAAGAUGUGAUAUAUAUUAAAUGGAAAUGGAUGAAAAUAAAAUUCCGUUAUCUCACUGA
Messenger RNA from Phacochoerus africanus (Common warthog), 3259 nucleotides. It is a transcript of the gene REEP5, whose product is annotated as receptor accessory protein 5. The record is from RefSeq and is a predicted model, not a curated record. Lineage: Eukaryota; Metazoa; Chordata; Mammalia; Artiodactyla; Suidae. Bases 93 to 662 code for a protein of 189 amino acids. The transcript has 5 exons.